This is a messenger RNA of Hyla sarda, 1034 nucleotides long. RefSeq lists its product as uncharacterized. The record is from RefSeq and is a predicted model, not a curated record. Lineage: Eukaryota; Metazoa; Chordata; Amphibia; Anura; Hylidae. The coding region runs from base 10 to 999 and encodes 329 amino acids. Gene Ontology annotation, biological process: regulation of transcription by RNA polymerase II. The transcript has 3 exons. Gene Ontology annotation, cellular component: transcription regulator complex; nucleus.
CCUGACUAUAUGAAUAAAAAUGUCAAGAAAGAGGUGUGGGUUCGUAUUUUUCGUGAAAUGUAUCCUGACUGGGAUGAGAAGGCGCGUGGUUUACGGAAUAAAAUUGGUGAAGAUGUUAAAAACCGUUGGCGGUCUUUGAGGGACCAGUUUCGACGCUAUGAAAAUGCUAAAGAACAGAGUGGUUCAUCCCCUAUCAGUCGCAGACGCUUUGCCUACUAUGAGUCCCUGUUAUUUUUACGCUCUGGAAGAGAGCUUCGGCCAUCUAGUGGUAAUGUUGGUGAUACCAAUCAACCUGAAGAUGAAGAAACCAUUACCCUAGACUCUUCACCAUCCAUGAUUAAUACAGAAGAUGACCCUCCUUUGGAAAGCAAUCAAGCGGCUUCGGGUGGCCCUUCAACUAGCCAUAUUCGGGCAAAUUUGCAGAGAGGCAGACACCAAUCACGUGAAGGGGGUUUCAAUGUUAACAGGCAAAAUUUUGAGUUUGAGGCUCUGUCUAUGCUGCAGAGAGUUGAAAAGGAGGAUGAGUGGGACCAUUUGGCAUGUACCUUGGCUUCUCGCCUUCGUAAGCUGCCAGUUGGCCGCCAGUGGCACUGUGUUCCUAUUCUGUUUGAAGUAGUUGAAAUUUUUAAUUCCCCUAAUCCGAUUCCCACUAACUUAGAAAUAAUAACAGAGCUAAAUAAGCUUAAACAAAGUAGAUGCCAGUCGAUUCACUCUGCACCCCAUGUAGCCCCACAAUCAAGUGCCACUCUUUCCUCCUCUGAGGAUCAACCUCACAUGUUGUCCCAGCCUUCUUCCUGCCCAGCCUCAAUAAGAGAACCGUCUCAUGUAUCUUUAAAUUUAGGCAGAUGUUCUAGUUUUCGCCAAAUGUUGGACUUUAGUCCCCCAGAUUCUGACCACUUACCUGCUUUUUCAUACUGUCCAACAAAUCGGUCAAGUUCGCAGCCAUCAGACAAUGUUACAUCACCUGAUGCUUCGCCACCAGUAUAUCAGGCAUUGUAGCGACAAUGUUUAUUUUUUUAUAUGGCUUUUCAGUU